Molecule: messenger RNA, 192 nt
Organism: Cetraspora pellucida
Lineage: Eukaryota; Fungi; Glomeromycota; Glomeromycetes; Diversisporales; Gigasporaceae
Source: the annotation of a GenBank genome assembly
AUGGAUGAAAAUUCUUCUCUACGAUUCUGUUCAAAGGAUGAAAUACUUAGUAAUAAAAGUGAAGAAAUUAGUCAAAAUGAAACCUAUCAUGUUCCUGAUGAAUAUAAUAUUAUUACAAUCAAUUUUAGUGAUGAUAAAGAAGACCAUAAUACAAUUAUUAAAGAAGAUGCAAUUAUUGAAAAAGAUGAAGAA